Messenger RNA from Schistocerca americana (American grasshopper), 867 nucleotides. RefSeq lists its product as uncharacterized. The record is from RefSeq and is a predicted model, not a curated record. NCBI's taxonomy places the organism in Eukaryota, Metazoa, Arthropoda, Insecta, Orthoptera, Acrididae. The transcript has a single exon. Gene Ontology annotation, cellular component: axon; membrane; dendrite. Gene Ontology annotation, biological process: sensory perception of taste. Bases 1 to 867 code for a protein of 288 amino acids.
AUGAAAUUGCUGUCGGUAUUGGGAAUCUGCACAGUAACCAGCUACCGGCAGUUAAAGUGUUUCGUCAAGGAGCUUAAACUAGCUGAUAUUCGUAUACCGGUGAAAAACAUAGAAAAUGGUAAACUGUUGAGAAGUUUCUUCAUAACUAUUAAUUUUGCGCUACUCAUCGGUAUGCCGUAUGUCAUAUUUAUGGGUUCUGGAGAUGUGCUCCAGAGUCUCUCUCGUAUCUUUCUGCUGUUCUUCGAUGUGAUGAUCACGCUACAAUUCGUCUUGCUGGUCCUGGAACUUUGGGCAAGGUUCUCCAGUGUGAACGCCUGCCUCCAGGAGGUAUUGUCCUUUCCCUGUUCUACGACGGUUGGACGAGCUCCACCGUCUCGUCGGUUAUCACUGCUGCAGCUGCAAGAGGCGUACGUAGCCUUGGGGCGCGCUGCAGACCACCUUCUAGCACACUUCGGCGUACCGGUAGCCGUCGACAUCGCCAAGUGCAUGGUCGGAGCCACCAGCAGCUCCUACGAUGUCUUCAUCGAGCUGUUGCAAUCGAACGGUAAGCAGGGACUCGUCGUUCCAUCGGUGGCUGUACCAGAGGCGUGGUUGGCUCUUCACUGGUUGGAGCUGCUACUGAUGUCUCUGUCGUGUGCGGCUGCAGAGAACGCUGCGGCAGCCACCGGGGUGAUCCUCCUCAGGUCUUCGGCGGUACCUCGGCUGCGCUCAGCUGACGUCGACGACUUCCUCCGGCUCACGCUUCACGGACCACGGCUGUCGUUCACUGCCGCCGGUUUCGUCAAAAUCGACCGUCGUCUUCUGGUCUCCGUCCUCACUGCCAUCGUUACCUACCUUAUAAUUAUGGGUCAGCUAACUUUUAACUAG